This is a messenger RNA of Oryza brachyantha (malo sina), 1660 nucleotides long. RefSeq lists its product as uncharacterized. NCBI's taxonomy places the organism in Eukaryota, Viridiplantae, Streptophyta, Magnoliopsida, Poales, Poaceae. The record is from RefSeq and is a predicted model, not a curated record. The transcript has a single exon. Bases 159 to 1358 code for a protein of 399 amino acids.
GUCCAGCAGCUCUCACUUGAUCAUCUUAUCGCCGCUCAGCCACUCAAAAUACCAUCCUUGCGUUUCCCUCCACAACUUGAAGAAAGAGGAGGGCGCGAGACGCCACCACUGGUUCUCUCACUAGCUCCAAACUACUCAGGAGCUGAACGGAGCUAGCCAUGGGGUGCGCGGGCUCCAAGGACGUCACGGUGGCCGACGUCUACCGCCCGCCGCCGACGAGCGUCUCGCUGUUCGACGUCAGCGCCAUCGAGGAGCCCUGGCUCAUCGCCACCGGCAAGAAAGACGGUGGCGACGGCGAAGCCAGCGAUGUCGACGAUGAUGAUGAUGGUGAUGAAGAGGAGGAGGAGGAGGAGGAAGGCAAGAAGCCCUCCACCGCGGUUCCGCUUCCUCUGCUCGAGAAGCUCGACGGGUUCGACCUCGCGCCGGCGUCGUGGUCGGAGGUGAGCAAGGCCCUGGAGGAUAUCAAGCCUACGCUCAACUCCAAGACGACGGAGAACACCAAGCUUCCUGCCAAGAAGAAGACCAAGAAGAAGAAGAAGAAGCAGCCAGCUCAGGCGGCGCCGCCGCCGCCGACGCAGACGCAGCCUGAGACGGCGAAGACAUCGUCGGUGCCUGGCACGGACGAGGCUGCCAAGAAGGCGGCGCUACCUCCGGAGCCGUCGUCCGUGCGUGGCGCUAAUCAUGAGGUUGACAAGAGGCCGCCGCCGCCGGAGCUCACGGGGCGUCGCGUCGUGAAGGACAACCCUUUCCUGAUGCGCGACCGCGAGAACAAGGGGAACGACGGCGCCGCCGCCGCGGCGGCGAAGUGGCGGCGGAGGGACCCGUUCGAGGGGUACCCCGAGCGGCGCCCCCCUGGCGCCUCCGGCGGCGGGGUGGUGCUGUACACCACGACGCUCCGCGGCGUGCGGCGCACGUUCGAGGACUGCGAGCGCGCGCGCCAGGCGGUGGAGACGUGCGCCGAGGCCGUGUCCGCGGCCGGCGGCUCCCCCGUCGUCGCGGACGAGCGCGACGUGUCCCUGCACGGCGAGUACCUGCGCGAGCUCCGCGAGCUCGCCGGCGAGGGCGCCGCGCCGCCGCGCCUCUUCGUCAUGGGCCGCUACCUCGGCGGCGCGGACGCGUGCGCCGAGCUCGCCGAGAGCGGCAAGCUGCGCGAGAUGAUGCGCUGGGCCAGGGCGCGCGGCGAGGCCUGCGCCGCCAAGGACGGCCGCGGUUGCGAGGGCUGCGGCGGCGCGCGGUUCGUCCCGUGCUGGGAGUGUGGCGGCAGCUGCAAGGUUGUCGCCGGCGACGGCGGCGGCGACGUCGAGCGGUGCUCCAAGUGCAACGAGAACGGCCUCAUGCUGUGCCCCAUCUGCCACUGAUGAGCUCCUUCCUAGCGUUCAAAAAGUGAAAAAACUCGCCAUGUAUUCAUCCAUAAUACAGUAUAUACUCGUAUAAUUGUGAGCUUAAACUACGCUUUAUUAGUGGUUUGAAUGAGAAUUAAAAACGGUAUAGUGCUUGUAAUAGUAUUGUAUAGCAGUGUAUUUCUGUGACCAUUUUGAUGAUUUGUUGGAACAAAUGUUAAUAAUUUCGUCUUCAUUGUUCAAAAUAAAUCUACAAAAACUAACUGGCAUAGAAAAACCAGACAAGUAUCCAACCCAGCUCUGUACAUCUGGUAGUGUGA